This is a messenger RNA of Ceutorhynchus assimilis (cabbage seed weevil), 2321 nucleotides long. The record is from the annotation of a GenBank genome assembly. NCBI's taxonomy places the organism in Eukaryota, Metazoa, Arthropoda, Insecta, Coleoptera, Curculionidae.
AUUUAAUUAUUUAUUAGCGAAAAUCAACAAAACAAAGUCAAAGUACCAUUAAUAUAAAAUGGACGAGUUACCCUCUGAAGUCGAUUUACUAAUCAUUGGAACAGGCUUUAUUGAAUCGAUCAUCUCGGCAGCAGCCAGCCGAAUAGGCAAAUCCGUGCUCCAUUUGGACCCCAACGACUAUUACGGGAACCAAUGGGGCUCUUUCAACCUCCAAGCCCUUCUAGACUAUAAUCCUGAUCCCUCAGAGCCUUGUGAUUUUAGAAAUAAGUCAUUUAGCUUGAAAAAUUUCCAUUAUGAAUGGCUUAUGGAGGAUCAAAAGGAAGACUUAUUGAAAAACAGUAGGAAAUUCAACAUAGAUUUGACCCCAAAGUUGCAUUAUUGUAGAGGAGAUUUUGUUCAAUUGCUAAUAACAUCAAAUAUUGCAAGGUAUUCUGAGUUCAGAAGUGUCACUCGAAUAUUGACGUGGCUCAACGGCCAACUAGAACUUGUCCCUUGCUCUCGCUCUGAUGUUUUUGCUUCUCAGAAAGUCUCAGUAGUAGAAAAGCGAGUUCUAAUGAAGCUUUUAACCUCACUGGAUGACAUCCUUGACUCAGAAAACACUCAUAAUUUCAAAAAGUUUUUAGAAAGCCGUAAACUAUCAGAUAACUUGGUAACUUAUGUUAUGGCCAUGGCAGGGGCUACUGAGCACACAAGCCUGGGAGAAGGAGUGAAAAGUGUCAAAAGGUUUUUGGAUAGUUUAGGCAGAUUUGGAAAAACUCCAUAUUUGUUUUCUAUGUAUGGAAGUGGGGAGAUCGCACAAGCCUUUUGUAGAUUGAGUGCAGUUUUUGGAGGCAUCUACGCCCUAAACCAACAAAACCUAAUUUCACUUGACUCAGAAGACAACAGAAUAACCUCCCUAACGACCACAAAGCAACAAAUUCGUGCCCAAAAUUACGUUACAAGCCUGGAACAGUGUUCAGAAAAAUUUCUGAGGCCUGUAAAAAUUAAUAAUUAUAUUUCUAGGGCUAUAUUGAUUACAAACAAAUCGAUUUUGCCCAGUGAGCAGGAGCAAUUGAGUUUUUUAAUUUAUCCAGAGGGUACAGAAAGGAUAAUUAAUGUGUUUGAGUUGGGGAGUUUAACUGGAACUUGCCCUAAAAAUUAUUAUUUAGUGCAUUUGACAUCAAAACAAGUAACUACUCCUCAAGAGGACUUCAAGGGUGCGUUGGGGAAUUUGUUUUCAGGCUCAGACCAGCCCCAAAUCAUAUUUUCUUGUUACUUUUCCAUUCCAGAAACAUCGGAUUUGGAUUUUGAAAAUGUGCCUGAAAAUCUAUUUUUGUGUCCAGGUCCUGAUAAUGACUUGGAUUAUAAUUCAAGCAUCCAAAAGGCUAGAGAGAUAUUUGAAAAAAUGUAUCCUGAUUUGGAAUUUUUACCUAGGGCGCCUGAUCCUGAAGAAAUUAUUAUUGGAGAUUAAUAUAGUUUUAUUUAUGAAUAAAUGUGUAUACAAAGAAAUAAUAAUUAACCCCAUGCAUGUGUUUUGCAAUAAUGAAGCACUAGUUUACCCUCGGUGCUGUAGCAGUCAUACAAAUUCCUCACAGUUUGGUCUGGAGAAGGAGCAAAAGUUUGGUUAACAUAGAGGAACUGGAAAUGUUUAUAAUUGUUUAUUGAUUACGACUCAAUGAUAAACUCAACUUACAAGCUUCUCUUGACUCUCAAUUUUCAAAUACUUUUUCAUAAACUCGAUGAUCCAACCAAUGGGUUUAUCACUGUCCACAGUCCAUUUUUUCUUUUUCAUUAUAGGAGCGUUUCCAGUAGGUUUGAGUAGAAUAUCAACUUUAAUUUAAAACAUAAUUUUAUUGUCGUAUUUAUGUUUUUAAAUUAUUGAGACUGGAAGCUCGUCUGAUAAUCGGAUUAAUAGUGUUUUUGUUUCUAUUCCGAUUAUCGGGUUACUAGUUUAUUUUGUUAUUGUUCCGCAAAAUGUUCACUUAUUAUUUCCGGACUAAUAGCAUUUACUCAUAUUAUUCCGAACAUUUCUAUAUUUUUAGAAAAAAGUAGUUGGUGUGGUGGUUGGAGUUUGACAGGUUAAUUAGAGACCAAAAUAGUUAUUUUCCUAACAAGUGCGCAAAGUGUUACUUUUCCGCACGCAAAUACAGUUAUACGAACGACGCGAAGCGGAGUUCGGAUAAGUGUUUGCGUGCGGAAAAGACACUUUGCGCACGUGUUAGGAACAAAAUUUUUCCUACGAGCUUCAUAUCAGGUAGGUAACAACAAAAAUUUAAAAAAAAAAAACGAUAAUUUGUGCAAUUAUUUUCAAUUAACUUGAAGCGAACCUAUUCAUUCAUCAA